Menidia menidia (Atlantic silverside) is the source of this 690-nucleotide messenger RNA. NCBI's taxonomy places the organism in Eukaryota, Metazoa, Chordata, Actinopteri, Atheriniformes, Atherinopsidae. The record is from the annotation of a GenBank genome assembly.
AUGGAGCGAGAGUUGAAUUUUAGCCCAGCGUUACAGGAGAAUGGCUUCCCACAGAAAAGUGAUGAUGAGGAGUUGGACAUCAAACCAGAGAAAGGCAUUGGAAGCCAAGGGAAGGGUGAUGACGGGAAGGAUCCGAGGAGGCCCAAAAGACCACGCACCAUCUUGACCACUCAGCAAAGACGGGCCUUCAAGGCUUCCUUUGAGGUGUCUUCAAAACCCUGCAGAAAGGUGAGGGAGACGCUGGCCGCGGAGACAGGACUCAGCGUCCGGGUGGUCCAGGUGUGGUUCCAGAACCAGAGAGCUAAGAUGAAGAAGCUGGCAAGAAGACAGCAGCAGCAACAGGAACAGCAGAAUUCUCAAAGGCUCGGCCAAGAGGUUAUGUCUAAUCGGAUGGAGGGGAUGAUGAACUCCUUCACACCGCUGGCUCCGCCACAGCAGCAGCUGGUGGCCAUGGACCAGAAUGGCUACAGCACAGACCCCUUCCAGCAGGGGCUCACCCCUCCACAGAUGCCCGGGGAUCAUAUGAACCCAUAUGGUAACGAUUCUGCAUUCCAUGACAUAGACAGCGACACGUCUUUAACCAGCCUCAGCGACUGUUUCAUGGCCUCGUCGGAAGUCAACAUGCAGGCCCGCGUGGGAAACCCCAUCGACCGCCUCUACUCCAUGCAGAACUCUUACUUUGCCUCAUGA